AUGUUCUUCGAGCUUUACGCGGUGCAACCAUCAUUGAAGACGCGGUUUGCUGCUCUUAAUUUCCGUGGGGUGGCCAAGACAUGGUUGCAAACUGUACAGAGGAAAGGGCGUGUGCUGGAUUGGGAUCGGCUUUGUGAGUUGGUGAUGAACUGUUUUGACAAAGAUCAGUAUCAGCUGUUGCUCAAACGGUUCGAUGCUCUGAAGCAGACAGGUUCUGUUGAGGAUUAUCAGAUGGAGUUCGAGAAGCUGGCUCAGGGCAUUCUCUUGUACAACAGUGGUUAUGAUGACACCUAUUUCGUGACUCGGUUUGUAGCUGGGCUCAAGGAGGAGAUUAGAUCAGUGAUUGCUUUGCACAGGCCACGCGAUGUGGACACUGCCAGCGCUCUAGCCCUUCUGCAGGAAGAGGAGCUUGCCCGAGAAAAGAAUAAGGCCAGUGGGUACUCAAAGAGCAGUUUCAAGCAAGGGGCUGAUAGGUCCAAAUUACCAGAUGCUGACAAGAGCAAGGGUGAUGGACAGGUCAAGGAAUCUGACGAUAAGCUGGCUUAUCUAAGGGAUUUCAGGCGUAAGAACGAUCUGUGUUUCAAAUGUGGUGGCAAAUGGGACAAAAAUCACAAAUGCCCAGCACAAGUUCCCAUACAUGUAAUUGAAGAAUUGUUAGAUGCUUUGGAAGAAACUGAUCAGGACACUGGUAGUGAGGAAGCAGAGUUGGAGGAUGUGGUGAUGGCAGUUGGCCAUUCUGAUGUCUCAGCUUUGCCCAAAAGGAGAACAAUGAAGCUGCAUGGCAGGGUUGGUAAGCUGGAGAUAUUGAUAUUGGUAGAUUCUGGUAGUGUGGGUACCUUCAUCAGUGACAUAUUGGCAAACCAACUCCAGCUGCCUAUAACUUCCUGUGAGCCUGCUCAGUUUGUAGCUGCUGAUGGUGGUCCUAUGGUGUGUAAUCAGAGGAUUCAAAAUUUGCAGUGGACAACUCAAGGGUAUACAUUCACAUCUUCUGUGGGAAUUCUACCUUUAAGAUGCUUUUAUAUGAUUCUUGGGUAG
This is a messenger RNA of Miscanthus lutarioriparius, 1035 nucleotides long. NCBI's taxonomy places the organism in Eukaryota, Viridiplantae, Streptophyta, Magnoliopsida, Poales, Poaceae. The record is from the annotation of a GenBank genome assembly.